UCAUGAUGGGCUCUCAAGAUUCUGUGACAAAUCCUGAGAGCUCAGCCCUUGCAGUUAAAGGAAAUCCAUUUAACAACAAUGAUCACAAACCGAAGAAAGGGCGACCAUGGUGUGAUCAUUGCCGACGUCCUGGUCACACCAAGGACACCUGCUGGAAGAUUCAUGGCAAACCUGCAGAUUGGAAGCCUUCCCGGUUUGCCAAUGACAAAGAAGGACGGGGCAACCUCGUCUCCAUGGAUGAAAAACCAUCACCCGAACCCACUCCCUUCAGCAAGGAACAGAUAGAAGUCCUACAGAAAUUGUUCAGCCAAUCCUUGCCUGCAGCUGUCCCCACUGUGGUUGGUACUGGUUCCUUGGCACAAAAAGGUCUUGGACUCGGGGAAGACGAUUGGCAGUGCUAAGAUGUGUUCGGGGCUCUAUCUUCUAGAGGUUAAUGAUCCUCCUCAAGGAUCAACUCAUCAUUCUGAUUGUUCAGUGUCCAGUAGUCCUAUUUCUUUGUCUGUGAGUCAGUCUAAUAAUGAUAGUGCAGUUAUGUUGUGGCACUAUAGGUUAGGUCAUCCAAAUUUCUUGUAUCUUGAGAAGUUGUUUCCUUCAUUAUUCCAUAAUAAAAAUCCAAAUGAGUUUCAAUGUGA
Messenger RNA from Vitis vinifera (wine grape), 632 nucleotides. RefSeq lists its product as uncharacterized. Lineage: Eukaryota; Viridiplantae; Streptophyta; Magnoliopsida; Vitales; Vitaceae. The transcript has 2 exons. The record is from RefSeq and is a predicted model, not a curated record. The coding region runs from base 3 to 401 and encodes 132 amino acids.